GGCUCAAUCCGUAGCCAUUUUGGCUCAAGCCAGUUUGGCUAAAGCCAAGGGGCUUAAGCAUCCUUGGCUUAAGCCGUGUUAGUUUUCGGAUUAGGCCCCCUCAUUUGAACGGUCAGCGGACGAGGGAUAUGACGGACGUGGGCGCGCCAGAGCUCGAAAGGACGGCUCUCACGCACGAUGGCGGGAAUGUGCGUUUCAGGUGGAGCAUCGUGGGCGCAACGCUGGGGGUGGUUGUGGCAUGUGUGAUGGCAGGCGCCGCUGUCGGCGCGCAUGCGAUCUUUUCACCGCGGGCGUGGCAGGGAAUGAGAUUCCCGUCGGGCCCACAGGGCCCAAUGUCAGAAGGGUCGUCGGAACCCCUCAGAGAGCGCCACCCAAACCUGGUGCCCGCGAGAGCACCGCCACGUCGAGGAUCGCACCGAAGGGUCGGGAGAGCGCAAUCGAGACGGCCAUGGAAUCGCAAACUGUAUGCAAAGCACCGAGGAAGUCAUGCAGCAACCAAUGCCGCUGCGCAAACCUUCUUGCAAUCCCCCCUGCCCCCGAAAGUCGCAAACAUCUCAGUGGAACGACCGCUUGUGUUUAUCCAUCAGAGGAAGGCAGGCGGCAUAUCUCUGAGAUCCAUUCUGUUCAGUCAAGCGAAACGCUUGCACUUACCGUUCAACAUCAAGUGCUUUAGUGAACCCUGUGAAUCUUACAGUUAUGGGACCUCUAAGGUAGCCGUGUAUGGCGGGCAUGUGGAUUGGCUCGAGUUGUCUCGCACUUUUGCCAGGCAAGGCCAGUUCACUUCGAAAGAUGUUUGGAAGGACGGUGUGCAACAGUUUUCGUGUAUCACAAAUUUCAGGGAUCCUUUGUCGCGCAUUCAGUCUUGUUAUUACUAUCGGUUCAAGAAAUUCGGUGCCCCAGAUUGCCUUGCCGCUGUGAAGCCCGAAGAUAUGAAACAGUUCUUUCGUCAGGGCCGUUCGGAGUAUGGGCUGGGCUGUCUGAACGAGCCGUUUCGCAUGUUGAGCGGCUUGGUCGAUGAGGCUUUGUUUAAUGAUGACACCGAUGACCAAGAGUGGGAUUACGUCUUCAAUUCAACAUUGGCGAACCUUGCCCACUGCGUCCCAAUCAUACUUGAGAACUGUUCUACGCUGGAUGUUGCUGUCUCAUGGUUCCCACAACUCAAACACAUCGCAGACCUUCGCACAGUUCGCAAAAAUCGCGGCGGAGAAAAGUGUGAGCUCUCUCAGCGCCACCUGGACGUGCUGGAAGACCUGACGAGGCACGAGCGCAACCUCUACGACCUGGCCGUGCAGAGGGCCGACAAGUUCUUCUCGAGCAUGCCUCCACCAUGAGGAGGAGGCGGAGGGGGUGGAGGGGGAGGGGGCGAGGGGGAAGGGGCGGAGGAGGUGGCCCGAGAAGCCCGCGCGGACGCUAGCGCAGGGGGAUGCGGCGGUGCGGCGGCACCGUCGACCUCGCCGCUUCCCAGGCCCUUUGUGUCCUUGGGAGCAGGCGUCACAGCGCAAGCCGUGCCUGCAAAGAAA
This is a messenger RNA of Prorocentrum cordatum, 1520 nucleotides long. NCBI's taxonomy places the organism in Eukaryota, Dinophyceae, Prorocentrales, Prorocentraceae. The record is from the annotation of a GenBank genome assembly.